CUAUGUCUGACACAAUAACUAGCAGAUCCCAAACACUGGGUUUUUAGACUGCCUGUACCUCUAUUACACUAAAGAGUGGGCGUUUGCGAACGGAUUAACACGGUGCGGAAUUUUAUAGGUCUUUGUUUAAUGGUCGUGCCGGCAUUACAGCAAAGACACAGCCAUAUGCCGCCUCUGAUGUAGCGUACUGUAAGGUCUAGCAGCGUGGUUUGCGAUCAGGCGCACCGUGCGAGCGCUGUAAGCCGGAAAGCACUUUGGGGCCUGGCGAUCUCAUUCUGCGAAGGCUUCUGAAGAUGGCGGACGUGUUGAGUGUUCUUCGUCAGUACAACAUCCAGAAAAAAGAAAUCGUCGCCAAGGGAGACGAAGUUAUCUUCGGAGAGUUCUCCUGGCCGAAAAAUGUCAAAACAAACUAUGUCAUUUGGGGAACUGGCAAAGAGGGUCAACCCAAGGAAUAUUACACUUUGGAUUCUAUCCUCUUCCUGCUCAACAAUGUCCACCUUCCUCACCCGUCGUAUGUGCGAAGAGCUGCAACAGAGAACAUUCCGGUAGUGAGAAGACCUGACCGAAAGGACUUGCUCUCAUAUCUCAAUGGAGAAAGUUCUACAUCAGCAAGUAUUGACAGAAGUGCUCCUAUAGAGAUAGGAUUACAAAGGCCAACACAAGUCAAGAGGGCAGCGGAUGAAGUCUCAUCAGAAGCCAAAAAGCCAAGAGUAGAGGAUGAAGAGAGGGUACGACUGGACAAGGAGCGUCUGGCCGCUCGCCUGGAGGGGCACAAGGAGGGCAUCGUGCAAACUGAUCAGAUCAGGUCCCUGUCUGAGGCCAUGUCUGUCGAGAAGAUCGCCGCCAUCAAAGCCAAGAUCAUGGCUAAGAAGCGGUCAACGAUUAAAACAGACCUGGACGAUGACAUCACCCUGAAGCAGAGGAGCUUUGUCGAUGCCGAGGUGGACGUCACCAGGGACAUUGUGAGCCGGGAGCGAGUGUGGCGAACGAGGACCACCAUUCUACAAAGCAGUGGAAAGAACUUCUCCAAGAACAUCUUUGCCAUCCUGCAGUCGGUGAAGGCAAGGGAGGAGGGCAGAGCACCAGAGCAGAGGCCAGCACAGAACACAGCUCAGGUGGACCCAUCCAUAAGGAAUAAACAGCCCGUGCCAGCUGCAUACAACAGAUAUGAUCAGGAGAGGUUCAAAGGGAAAGAGGAAACUGAGGGGUUCAAGAUUGACACCAUGGGAACUUACCACGGCAUGACCCUGAAGUCUGUGACGGAAGGAGCAUCUGCCAGAAAAGCACAGACGCCAGCCAUGCAACCCGUGCCGAGACCAGUCUCUCAAGCCAGACCACCUCCAAACCAGAAGAAGGGAUCCCGAACCCCUAUUGUCAUCAUUCCCGCCGCCACAACUUCAUUAAUCACCAUGCUAAAUGCAAAAGAUCUGUUGCAAGACUUGAAGUUUGUGACAUCAGAGGAGAAGAAGAAACAGGGGAUCCAGAGGGACAAUGAGGUCCUGCUCCAGAGGCGGAAGGACCAGAUCCAGCCAGGCGGGACAACGCUGAGUGUGACGGUGCCUUACAGAGUCAUUGACCAGCCCCUCAAGCUGGCCCCACAGGAUUGGGAUCGCGUAGUGGCGGUGUUCGUGCAGGGUCCUGCCUGGCAGUUCAAGGGCUGGCCGUGGUUAUUGCCUGAUGGAUCACCUGUGGACAUUUUUGCAAAAAUCCGAGCCUUCCACCUGAAGUAUGACGAGGCCAAGACAGACCCCAAUGUGCAGAAGUGGGACGUCACUGUGCUGGAGCUGAGCCACCACAAGCGUCACCUGGACCGGCCCGUCUUCCUGCGCUUCUGGGAGACGCUGGACAGGUACAUGGUGAAACACAAAUCCCACCUGAGGUUCUGAGCCUGGACUCACCACUUUGGCUUCUCCAAGGUUGGAUCAAGAAACAUGAGAGAACUUCCUUGGGGGGGGGGGGUAGCUCGUGUUUCCUGUCUGUCAGAGCCCAACCCAACCCCUCUAUCCCACCCCACUUCCCCACUCCUCCCAUCACUCACCAUGGCCCUUCCAGAGCUGCAUCAGCCAGGAGCAGCUUCCCUACACUCUGUUGGGUCCUUUGGGAAAAUUCUCCAGUUUGGAAUAGCAAUCAUAAGCCUUAGCUAGGGGUCCGGUAGUUUAAGCGAGCGAGAAUGUGGCAAGGACAUCUAUGGAGUGUUCCAUGCUUUUUUCCACGUUAUGUAGUAAACAUACCAAAACUAUAUUUUUCAAUAGUAUAGUAUCUUUAUGUUGAAAUGUUUAAAAAAAAAAAAAAAAAAAAAAACUUUUUAAAUAAAACACAUUUUAUUUCCAUUCCUAGAUGGAGUUUUCGCUAUUGUACAUGGAAAAUGGGUGGAAUAAAAUAAAAAAAAAAAAAAACCCGACACACAAAAGAUCAAGAAUGAUAUUAAAGAGGCAAAUAAAAUAACUGCUGACUGUAUUUUAUUUCCUUGAUCUUAUUUGUUUUGUUUUUUUUCCUUUUCUUUCAUUAUAAAUGUAUGAUGGUAGCUUGCGAUAUUAUAGCCAUAAAAAUCUCAGACCUGAGUUUAACCGUAGCUGUAGUGGGAGUAGUGACUCACAGUGAGGAAUUGUGAUUGGAAACCAAACUUGAUCAAGGUCUUGCAGAGGACCGUAAAGGUUUAAAGAUGUGCGGAUAUGUUUCUUGUUGAACAUAUCUAUGGAAAAAAAAACUCACCCUCAGAGAGCUGUUUUCAAAUUCAGGAGAGAGAUUAAACACGGUUGUAUCUUUUGUAUUAUUUUCAAUGAUGAAAGAAUAUGUGCCCUUUUGUAUAAAUAAUUCAUUUCUCAUUGUAUACUCAACUUAUUCCAAGUAAUUAGUUUAUGGCCACACACUGUUACAAUGAUGAACCCUUCUACUUUUUUUUUUUUAAAGAGUGAACUUGUUCAGCAGUAUCAUCUGUAAGUGUCUGUUUUGAAUGGGGAUAACCAUGGAAAUGUAUAUGAGUGUAGAAUCCAGAGAUGGGAGGAUCCAUUCUCAGACCUUUGGUUUUAGAGCACCAAUGUUUAUUCUUCUUGCUCACCAGGGGCACGCUGGACCUCUGGGAAAAUGGAUUGUUAAGGUGUUUGAGCUUGCAGCCUUUGGGAAUUAGGAGUUACUGUCCGUUUCUUCAAAACAAACAUGCUUACUGACUGCCAUCACUGCUGUAAAGCCACAUGUGGCAAGAUGUCACAGCUUUGCUUGUAUGGAGGCAGUGAACAUUACUUUUUAAGUACGAAUAAAGCUUUGGGUUUUCGUUUGGUUUAUUUUUUACAGGACAUAUGAACUCGUGAGUGGCUGGAUGUCUGCUUGAACAAAACUUACUGAGCGAAUUGCUGUUCAUGGCUCCCUGCAGUGGACAGCUGUGUACCACUCCGCAUGCUCCUUUUUUGGUCACUGUUCAUGUUGUAUUGACUCUCCCCAAAAACCUCUGAAUGUUAUUAAAA
Messenger RNA from Megalops cyprinoides (Indo-Pacific tarpon), 3461 nucleotides. It is a transcript of the gene cdc73, whose product is annotated as cell division cycle 73, Paf1/RNA polymerase II complex component, homolog (S. cerevisiae). Gene Ontology annotation, biological process: transcription elongation by RNA polymerase II; positive regulation of transcription elongation by RNA polymerase II. The coding region runs from base 294 to 1886 and encodes 530 amino acids. Gene Ontology annotation, molecular function: RNA polymerase II complex binding. Gene Ontology annotation, cellular component: Cdc73/Paf1 complex. NCBI's taxonomy places the organism in Eukaryota, Metazoa, Chordata, Actinopteri, Elopiformes, Megalopidae. The record is from RefSeq and is a predicted model, not a curated record. The transcript has 17 exons.